Messenger RNA from Sinocyclocheilus rhinocerous, 505 nucleotides. RefSeq names its product histone H2A-like. Lineage: Eukaryota; Metazoa; Chordata; Actinopteri; Cypriniformes; Cyprinidae. Gene Ontology annotation, molecular function: DNA binding; structural constituent of chromatin; protein heterodimerization activity. The transcript has a single exon. Bases 22 to 408 code for a protein of 128 amino acids. The record is from RefSeq and is a predicted model, not a curated record. Gene Ontology annotation, cellular component: nucleosome.
UUUUUUUUUUUACAACCAACAAUGAGUGGAAGAGGCAAAACUGGUGGCAAGGCGAGAGCGAAGGCCAAGACUCGCUCCUCCAGAGCAGGGCUGCAGUUCCCCGUCGGUCGUGUUCACAGGCUUCUCCGCAAAGGUAACUACGCAGAGCGCGUCGGUGCCGGAGCUCCGGUCUAUCUGGCGGCUGUGCUCGAGUAUCUCACCGCUGAGAUCCUGGAGUUGGCUGGAAACGCCGCCAGAGACAACAAGAAGACCCGCAUCAUUCCCCGUCACCUGCAGCUGGCGGUGCGCAAUGAUGAGGAGCUGAACAAACUCCUGGGCCGAGUGACCAUCGCUCAGGGCGGCGUGCUGCCCAACAUCCAGGCCGUGCUGCUGCCCAAGAAGAGCGAGAAACCCGCCAAAGCCAAGUAAACAGAUUCUAGUCUGUUUCUGAAACAAAAAGGCUCUUUUAAGAGCCACCCAUGUUAUCUAUUGGAGAGUGCUUUUCUGUUUAACAUGAAAAUAAUGA